Molecule: messenger RNA, 855 nt
Organism: Racocetra fulgida
Lineage: Eukaryota; Fungi; Glomeromycota; Glomeromycetes; Diversisporales; Gigasporaceae
Source: the annotation of a GenBank genome assembly
AUGCAAAUACGUUCCACUGCAAGAAAAUGCGCAUUGAGUACAAUAGAAAUCCAAAAAUCUGAUUUUAUGAGUUGGGCAAUUAUGGGUGAUUGGGAUAAUCCUUAUAAGACUCUUGCUGAAGCUGAAUUAGAGUAUCAGAAUGAUCAUAAAAGUCGAUCGGUUUAUGUGAAAUUUCCUCUGGCGGUUGCAAUUAAUUCACAAACCGAAUACUCGAUAGUUAGUCCUAUCUUUGAUUCGGAAUUUUCACAUUAUAAAGAUUAUUAUAUUGUAGCAAAUAAAAGGAUAGAUGCAUUGCAAAAGAUCAUUGGAUCAGAAUUGAGCAUUAAAGCUACUUUUGAGGAUUAUGAAAUAUGUAAAAAAUUAAAUAUUUCAACAUUUUGUCCCGUUGAUGACAUUGGAAGAUUUACCGCAGAAGUUGGUAAUCCUUCUUUUGAAGGAAAAGAUGUACUGAAAGAAGGAACUGAUGUUAUAAUUAAUUAUUUAAAAGAAAGCAAGUUGUUAGUGAAAGAACAUGAAAUUGUUCAUAAGUAUCCUUAUGAUUGGAGAACCAAAAAGCCUAUAAUUUUGAGAGCUACUCCACAAUGGUUCAUUAAUGUUGAAGCAUUCAAGCAAAAAGCCUUUUCAUCACUUGCAGAUAUCAGGAUCUUACCAGACAAUGAGUCUUCUAUAGUUCAUAUUAUUGAGAUUGUGAAACAGUUUGGAUCUGAUGCAUGGUGGGAGAUUGAUGAAAAAGAGUUAGUAGCACCAGAGUAUAGGGACAAUGGUGUAAAAUAUCGACGAGGCAUGGAUACUAUGGAUGUAUGGUUUGAUAGUGGUGUAUCAUGGAGUUAUAUAUCAGAAAAAUUCAAAAGGCAG